GUUUUUUGAUUUGUUUAGUGUAGUGGCGAUUAUUUUGCAUGCAAAUCUGCAGUAAACACGGCAACUGCAGUGACAGCUUUUGUGUGUUAUUUCGCUGUAUGAGUGCCGAUGUGUCAGUGUUUUUGCGCGCUUUUUCUGUGUGCUCAGUUCGUACUCAACAGCCGUUGAGUUAGGUUGGGCUUUUUACUUGCUAAUAUUCUAAACUGCAUACACUAAGGUUUUUAACGCGCGCGCUACGAGCAGAGAACUAGUAAAACGUUAUAGAAUAAACAAUUUUGUAAAUUGCUGCAACCUAGUUUUGAAAACGUCUCUACACUACACCUCCCGCCUUAAACUAAACAAGGCAAACACACACACAGUGUAUAAAGUAUACAUUAUUGAUAUGUGGUCGAGUGUCGUUAACAAAGAAAUACAAAACGGCGCCAUUAGAUACACUGCAACAUUGACAGUGUUACAAAUCAAUUAAAUAACACAUUAAGUAGUUACAAAAUCUCAACCAACCAUUACCACGUCAGACUUUGCAACCACUGCUGCAAGUGCAGCAUUUGGCAAUAAUACUACUCGUACAACUACUGGUAGUGCCAACAAUACCACAACCACCUUAACAACCCCUUCAUCGACGAACAGCGCCAACAACCCCACCACCGCCACCCACUACAGAAACAAUACUGCAACGAUGAGUAGUCGUAAAGAUGAUCCCGUAUUCAAUGUGAAAUUUGUGCAACUGGUCGAAUCGAAACCUUGUCUAUGGAAUUCAACAUUGCCCGAGUAUAGUAAGAAAGAUGAAAUACAAAAUGCUUGGCAAGAGGUGGCCAAUGAAACAAAAGAUACGGUUCGAAACUGUCGCGAGCGAUGGCGUACCAUACGCAGCAGCUUUUUACGUUCCCUAAAGUUAUCACGUACAAGUACUGGACGGGGUAAACGUAAAUAUUAUCUUUCCAAGUACUUGCAAUUCUUGAUACCGUUCACCAAGACUAGACUAAAAAACAGCAGCACCAUAAUCGCACAAAGAAAAGCAGCAGCAGCCGGAAAUAUUCCUCCUAUGACGCGUAUCAGUAACAUGCCUAUUGUUAGCAGUGAUGACACCAAAGAUUCUAGUAAUUCAGCCGAAGUGGCAGGCAUAGCAGAGGGUGAUGUUGUGGUAUCAUUACAUGAAGGAACAAUUGUAGGAGGAGUGGCUAUAGGGCAGCAUGCACCGUUGCCAUUGCCACAGCCGUUAAAUUUACAAGCCAUAAAGCAGGAGAAUGAUAUAAAAAGUAACAGUGUAAACUCUAUGAUGGCACCUAUGGAUCAAUUGCUACAGUCAUUAGAUCAACAAAGACAUUUACUAAAUCAUACAACUGCAGGAGGUGUAAACAAUAAUAGCUGCAGCAACAUUAACAAGAACAAUUUAAACAACAUCACAAAUCCCACCACAAAUAAUAAUCUUAACACUACUAAUAAUUCCGCAGCCGUUAUGAAUGCUUCCUCCUCCACUCAUAAAAAUGCGAACAUCACCAACAGCAGCAAUAGCACCUCCAACAACAACAACAACACUCAUCCAUCACAACAACAAAGUGGUUCAUUUACACAUACAACGGAAACACGCAGUGCCAGUGCUGUGGAUUUAUCAGAAUUUGCCGAAUGGAUAAAAAGUAAAAAUGAACAUCAACGCCAUUGUUUAAUGACAACUUCACCUGAUGCUGAUCAAUCAUUUCUCAAUAGUUUGCAUCCAUAUUUGAGGGAAAUGUCUGGGAAACAAAAUAGACGCUUUCGCCAAAAGGUUGUGGCUCUUAUCGAUGCUGUUCUGGAUAAUGCCGAUUGAGGCUAUUCUUUUUUAUAUUGUAUAAUAUUGUUUUCUCUUUUCAGCAUUUUAUUCUUAAUGUACAUAUACACUAUUACAUACAUACAUAUAUACUUUAUAUUACCUACACAUACAUACAUAUAUGCGAAUAUAUGGUUAACAAAAUCAAAAUAUUUUUAAUUAAUUUUUAAAAUACUUAUUUUUGUUAUUUGUUUUUAGUAUUUUAUUUGUUCAACGUUUUAGCUCACAUCUAAAUGCAUUCAAAUAAUAAAGAAAGUGCUACUUUAUUACAAAAAAA
Lucilia cuprina (Australian sheep blowfly) is the source of this 2081-nucleotide messenger RNA. RefSeq lists its product as uncharacterized. NCBI's taxonomy places the organism in Eukaryota, Metazoa, Arthropoda, Insecta, Diptera, Calliphoridae. Gene Ontology annotation, biological process: regulation of transcription by RNA polymerase II. Bases 677 to 1804 code for a protein of 375 amino acids. Gene Ontology annotation, cellular component: transcription regulator complex; nucleus. The transcript has 2 exons. The record is from RefSeq and is a predicted model, not a curated record. Gene Ontology annotation, molecular function: DNA binding.